Elaeis guineensis (African oil palm) is the source of this 1147-nucleotide messenger RNA. RefSeq lists its product as uncharacterized. NCBI's taxonomy places the organism in Eukaryota, Viridiplantae, Streptophyta, Magnoliopsida, Arecales, Arecaceae. The record is from RefSeq and is a predicted model, not a curated record. Gene Ontology annotation, molecular function: zinc ion binding; nucleic acid binding.
AUGACGUCCCCAUUUCCGCCGCUAAGCUUUAUCUUGUCAGUCUGAGGAAGUCCUCUCUUGUCCCCGUGCGUUGCUUUCAAUCUUGUGUUCCUCGAGCACCGCGGCCGAGGAGCGAGCCCUCAUCGCUUCGGAUCUCAAAAUACGGAUAGGGUUUGAUUGAGAAGUUGGAGUAGCAGGAGGGGUUGUUUGGUGGAGAGGCUGCGAUUUGUGGGGUUAUCAGUAUGAGUCCGGACAGCAGCAGAAGCCCUCCUCGAGCACGUCGGUUCCGCACUGAGCGCAUCUCCUACCGUGACGCCCCUUACAGGAGGGAACGCCGCAGCUACCGGGAUUAUCUGUGCAAUAACUGUAAGCGUCCUGGACACUAUGCUAGAGACUGUCCAAAUGCAGCUGUCUGCAACAAUUGUGCGCUCCCAGGGCACAUUGCAGCAGAGUGCACUGCAAAGACCCUGUGCUGGAAUUGCAAGGAGUCUGGACAUGUUGCGAGCGAGUGCAGCAAUGAACCUGUCUGCCACACAUGUAACAAAACAGGCCACCUGGCUCGUGAUUGCCCUGGCUCAGGACUAGGCCCCUUUGACACCAGGCUCUGCAACAACUGCUACAGGCCAGGUCAUAUUGCUGCAGACUGCACCAACGACAAGGCUUGCAACAACUGCCGCAAGACUGGUCACCUUGCUCGUGAAUGCCCUAACGACCCAGUAUGCAAUAUCUGCAAUGUUUCAGGCCAUGUGGCACGCAACUGUCCCAAGGCAAGCCCAUCAGAGAUCCAGGGUGGGCCCAUCCGUGACAUCAUAUGCCACGUCUGUGGCCAGCCAGGUCACAUCAGCCGUGACUGUGUUGAUAUUGUUAUCUGCAACAUCUGUGGUGGGCGCGGUCAUCUGUCUUAUGAGUGCCCCUCUGGCAGGUUUUUUGGUCAUGAUCUCCGAAGAUACUGAUGUAAUUUUGGUUCCAGUGUUGGGUAUCGGAUACUGCAAGGUUGGACUACUGUGACUAUUCUAGUUGAUGCUCUUUUCCAAAUUUUGGGUUCACAUUAUUGGGGAAGUCUUUACUCUGGUGGGCAUAUAUUUGGGCUGGAAUUGAACAUUGAAUCUUCAUUUACUUGAGCUGUUAUACAAUAUUCUGACAUUUUUACGUAUGUCUUUUCUUCUCU